AUGGAAUCCUUAGAAGACUCUAAUUGUCCCUCAAUAAGCGAUAGUUUGUCUUUAUACCAGCGCUAUAUGCGGAGUUUUAAUGUAGUAGAUAAAUUGGUGCAAAAUAACAAUAAUUUUGAACAAGCAGAGCCUGUUUCGUCAAGCACUCGCGAUUACGAAAGCUCUAACAGUGGGGGUAACAUUGAUUUGUCAGCUGUUAUUCCGUCAAAUGUGGACAAACACUGUGUGGGGCUGAAAGGUGAUUACAGUUCCUUGCAACAUAUUAGUGAUAUCGACAAUUACGUACAGAAACAACAUUCUGACACAGAAGCAGAUUUGCGUACUAAAGCAGAAUCGUCCUGCACCUCUUUAGUGGGGUCAUUGCUCGAGACCUCGUCCAGUACCCAAGAACAUAGUGACUUACAUGAUAAAUCUAACCUUGUUGAAGCUGACGCUCGCGUUUAUUUAGAAGAUUCGAAAUCUGAAAGUUUUAAACAUACUGUUUUUAUAACCUCAACUAUGGAAAAUAGUAAUAAUGCUGUAGAUAGCGUGCCAAUGUUUCGCGACACAAGACAUUCUGAAAGUAUCUUUAAAUUGCCAAUUAGCGAGCUUUCCUUUAAUGGUACAAUAAAACAUAUUCAAAAGUUAAAACCCAUUGUAGACCCUUUAACAGCUCUAAGUACUGCUAACCCUGGACUGGUUGCAUUGUAUGAUAAUCCAGUUAACAAUGUAGAAUGUGUAGCAAGCAGCAGUGCUUCAAUGAAUUUAUGUGUACAACAGGAUAAUUGUCAACCUCUUAGUGACACAUCUGAAGACAAAAGUACAUGUGAUGCAGGCAAAGUAGAUAAAGCUACUGAAAGUAGUGGAGACUCACAAUAUGAAGAAUUCAAUCUUAAAAAGGAAUAUGUGAAAUUUAAUAAUGAAGACGGGAGCAAUACUAAAUGGAGUUUGGAACAAAGUUAUUCUUCAAUAGAAACAUCAUUUGAUAGCGGUGUGAGAUCUCCCGAUAUGUUUUCUGAUGAUGAUGCUGAAUCUACUUCAGACCCGGAACCAUUCUGGAAUUUUCUUAAGGAUUUUGAAAGUUAUGACAAAAGGAAAGUCAGAAAAAUUGAGGAAACACUACAAGGGAUUCUACCACCUCCAUCAGUAACAACUUUAAAAACAGAUGUUACAGAAAUGCUCAAGAAAUAUUACUGUUUUCUGCCUGCCUUCAGUGAUGAUGAUAAACUCAAUAAUAUAGAAGCUAAUUCGAUGACACCCACAAAAAAAGUUUCAUUCAUCCAUAUACCUACAGUUUCUAGUGCAUGUGAUAUGUACCAAGAAACAGCUACCAGUAACACACAUGUGAAUUCUAAAAAAGUUAUUGCCACAAAAGACAACAAUGCUUCAGAUUGUGAAACGAACACAAGUAUAAAUGAUAAGAGUAUUGAACUAAAAAUGGGUACAGAAACAGAGGCAAAGGAGACUCUAUGGCCCGAUGUGCUUAAAUGCAGAUAUUUUGAUGUUAAUUACAAUAUUUCGAACUACACUGAAAAAUAUGAAUUGUUACUUCAGCGGUACAGAGAAAGAUUUGUCGGAGGCGAAACUGAUACCAGUGUUAACAUUUAUUCCGGUGGGUUGCAGUCCCCUAGCAGUGCAAGCAAGCGGAAAGCGUUGAGACUCAAAAUGGCCCAGGCGAAGUCUCCGGGCCGUCGCCUGUCUCAUUUGGCUCGGCGUCGACAAGCAUUCUGUAGUGCCGCGACUAUAAACGAGAAAGCGCAAGCGUCAACAGCUAAGAUGGUGCUUAUUGAUAAGAAUUUCUUCCCACACAGAAAACUGAUAAAUUCGGCGGAGAGGAAAAGCCCACGGUUACGACGCACUCCAGGCAAGAGGACACCAAUACGCAAUACACCAGGCAAGAAAACACCAGCGAAGACACCAAAGACCAAAAGCGGAGGAUCCAGUAAGAAGAAAGCUAUGAGGAGGUUGCUGAUGGACUCUGAGAGCUUAUCUCGAUCGCAGCCAACACGAGAAACUCUGAAAAGGGCGCUAUUUGUCAGCCCUGAGAACAGAAAAUCCAUUCCAAAUACUACAAGUUCCUCCAUGCCACAUCAAGCUAUGAAAUCAAAACGAGCAUUAUUCGGAUCUCCAGUGAGAUCUGCGGAGACUAAAAGCAUGGACGGCACCAUCAGCGAUCAGUUCCUCAAACGCAAACGUGAUUCAUUAGAUGAUGAAUUGGAUAACGGGAGGAGUAAGAUAGCAAAAAGUUUGUCAUUCGGUGGAGACUCCAUAAGCAGAUCUCAACCCAUCGCGUUUAAUCGUCGGGCAUCGGAAAUACUAUCCACAAAGAAUUCGGCAGAAUUAAACGAGACACAUAAGAAGAAACUUUUAUGGGCGGUAUCUGAGGCACUACGAGUCCAUGGCUGGCGCAUGUCGUCGCCGGGAUUCCGUGAGAAGGCGUCCGCCCUGGCGCGACUGACCAGACGUCUGCUGACCUUGCCCCCUCACGCGGCCAAACUUGCGGCACCUAAGUUGUCAACUUCGGAAACCAUGCUCAAACUUGCACGUCAAUACGUCUAUGCAAUCAUCCAAGGUCGAACAGUUGAAGAAUGUUUUCAAGAUGAACAAAUUAAAUUGGCAAAUGAAACCAAUAAAAUAUCUGGCUAUAUUUCCGCCACUGCAUAUCAGCAAAUGAAGACCAGACAGGUGCCGGCACCAUCUACAUUGACGUCCCAAAUUAAGGAGAAUACUGGUUCAAAUUUAUCCAUAAAACAAGAUCAAUCAAAAAGCGCCUCCAAAAACAUUUUACAGGAUAAACUUGUUAAUAUAGACCACAACUCCAAUAGCAGCAGUGGAAUCAGCAUGUUCGAUAAAGUCGGAUUAUACAAGUCCAACUCGAUGCCGUCAUUCGAAGAUGCUGCUAAAAUGAGAGCAAGGAGACAAAUUAGUUUUGAUAGUGUAGACUUUCCAAAGAGGUGA
Parnassius mnemosyne (clouded apollo) is the source of this 2937-nucleotide messenger RNA. Lineage: Eukaryota; Metazoa; Arthropoda; Insecta; Lepidoptera; Papilionidae. The record is from the annotation of a GenBank genome assembly.